AUGCAUGAAAAAAUUCACACGGGAGAAAAACCCUUUCAAUGCUCAACAUGUGCAAAAUGCUUCAAAACCAACUCAGACCUUUCCAGCCAUGAAAGAAUCCACACAGGGGAGAAACCCUAUACAUGUAAAGAAUGUGGAAAUAGCUUUUCACAUAGUUCAUCCCUUAUUAGGCAUGAAAGAAUUCACACAGGAGAGAAACCCUAUACAUGUAAAGAAUGUGGAAAGAGCUUUUCUCAUAGGGCAACCCUUAUUACGCAUGAAAGAAUUCACACAGGAGAGAAACCCUAUACAUGUAAAGUAUGUGGAAAGAGCUUUUCUCAUAGGGCAACCCUUAUUACGCAUGAAAGAAUUCACACAGGGGAGAAACCCUAUAAAUGUGCAGAAUGUGAAAAGGGCUUCAGCGAUAACUCACAGCUUAUUAAACACCAACGAAUUCACACGGGAGAGAAACCUUAUACAUGGGAGAAACCCUUUCAAUGCUCAACAUGUGCAAUAUUCUUCAAAACAAGCUCAGACCUUUCCAGCCAUGAAAGAAUCCACACAGGGGAGAAACCCCAUGCAUGUAAAGAAUGUGGAAAAAGCUUUUCUCAGAGGGCAACCCUUAUUACGCACAAAAGAAUUCACACAGGGGAGAAACCCCAUGCAUGUAAAGAAUGUGGAAAGAGCUUUUCUCAGAGGGCAACCCUUAUUACGCAUGAAAGACUUCACACAGGGGAGAAACCUUAUAAAUGUUCUAUGUGCAGUGAAACAUUCCGUUACAGUAAUCAGCUUGCAAGACAUCAAAGAACUCAUGCACAGGAGACUCCCUAG
This is a messenger RNA of Elgaria multicarinata webbii, 810 nucleotides long. Its product is annotated as zinc finger protein 572-like. The record is from RefSeq and is a predicted model, not a curated record. Bases 1 to 810 code for a protein of 269 amino acids. The transcript has 2 exons. NCBI's taxonomy places the organism in Eukaryota, Metazoa, Chordata, Lepidosauria, Squamata, Anguidae.